CUUCGAGUAUAAUCAGCUUCGAGGCGACCAUUUUCGCGCUACAUACUCUAUUGAACGACUAUCUAUACCAUAUCACAAUCUCAUACAGCUACUCGAGUAGAAAACGCCGUUCCGGAUUGACUUCGAUUGCGAUCGGUUACCAUGACUGGGCGACGUGAUUUCCUAAGCCAGCCGGCGCCAGAGAACUAUGUCGCCGGUUUAGGACGUGGAGCUACGGGCUUCACCACGCGCUCAGAUUUAGGUCCUGCAAGAGAAGGCCCAUCCGAAGAUCAGAUCAAGGAAGCUCUUGCGAAACGAGCUGCGCAACUAGGAUUUAGCGAUGCGGCACCAGCCAAGAAAGAUGAAGAGGAUGAUAACGAUGAACGAUACCAAGAUCCGGAUAACGAAGUCGGUCUCUUCGCCGGUGGAGUUUACGAUAAAGAUGAUGAUGAGGCCGACAGAAUAUACAGAGAGAUAGAUGAGAAGAUGGACAAGCGGCGGAGAGCUAGAAGGGAAGCCCGUGAAAAGGCAGAACAAGAGGAAUACGAGCGCAAGAACCCCAAGAUCCAACAGCAGUUCGCCGACCUGAAAAGAGGACUAGAAAGCGUCACAGAAGAAGAAUGGGCGGCGUUACCCGAGGUUGGUGAUCUUACGGGGAAGAAUAGGCGAAGCAAACAGGCCCGACAGCAACGUUUCUACGCUGUCCCAGAUAGCGUAUUGGCUGCUGCUGGAAGCGCCGGCGAGCUUGGAAGUACCGUCAUGGACGACGGUGGAGCAUCGUCGACGGGUGGUUCGAGUAACCAAGAUGGAACAAUGACAAAUUUCGCCAAAAUCGGACAAGCCAGAGACAAGGUUCUUCAAGUCAGGCUUGACCAAGCCUCACAAAACGGAAGCGCUACAUCGGGAAGUGCCACGAGCGUCGAUCCUAAAGGCUAUUUAACUAGUCUUGCGAAAUCUCAGCUACCAGACAGUGCGGCUCAAGUAGGUGAUAUCAACCGAGUCAGAGAACUACUUGAAUCUGUUACGAAAACCAACCCUGUCAAUGGACCUGGUUGGGUAGCUGCGGCUCGUGUCGAAGAACUUGCCGGUAAAAUAGUCGCGGCUCGAAAUCUUAUAGCGCGAGGCUGCGAGCAUUGCCCCAAGAACGAAGAUGUCUGGCUUGAGAAUAUCCGACUUAACGAGGGACGUAAUGCCAAGAUCAUUGCUGCACAAGCGAUCCAGAAAAACAACCGUUCAGUGCGGUUGUGGAUUGAAGCGAUGAAAUUGGAAGAUGAUUCUAGAUCCAAGAAGCGAGUUAUACGACAUGCUUUAGAUCAUAUUCCCGAAUCAGAGGCGUUAUGGAAAGAAGCGGUAAAUUUGGAGGAAGAGUCAGAUGAUGCCAGGCUACUCUUGGCUAAGGCUACAGAACUUAUCCCAUUGUCGGUAGAUCUGUGGCUGGCUUUGGCUAGACUAGAGACUCCGGAGAAUGCGCAGAAGGUGUUGAACAAGGCACGUAAGCAUUGUCCAACUUCGUAUGAAAUUUGGAUAGCAGCUGCGCGAUUGCAAGAGCAACUUGGCCAAGGAGAAAAGGUCAACGUUAUGAAGCGUGCUGCGCAAGUUCUCGUCAAGGAGUCGGCAAUGCCAAAGCGGGAGCAAUGGAUUGCAGAAGCAGAGAAAUGCGAACAAGAAGGUGCCAUAAUCACAUGCGGCGCUAUCAUUCGGGAAACACUCGGCUAUGGCCUCGACGAGGACGACGAUCGCAAAGAUACUUGGUUAGACGAUGCUCGUGACAGUACUAAUCGCGGCAUGUACGAAACUGCUCGCGCGAUAUACGCAUAUGCGCUUCGAGUAUUCCCUACGAGUAAAACGAUAUGGUUGGCUGCUGCGGAUCUUGAGCGAACGCAUGGCUCGAAAGAGGACCUAUGGCAAGUUUUAGAAAAGGCUGUCAAUGCAGUACCUCGUAGCGAAGUCUUGUGGAUGAUGCUCGCGAAGGAGAAAUGGCAAGCCGGAGAAAUCGACAACGCGCGACGUGUUUUGGCGAGAGCUUUCAAGCAGAAUCCUAACAACGAGGAUAUCUGGCUGGCAGCCGUCAAGCUCGAGGCCGAGAAUGGUCAAAUCGACCAGGCACGAGGUCUUUUGAAGACUGCACGUCAAGAAGCUCCGACCGACCGUGUCUGGAUGAAGAGUGCUGCAUUUGAACGACAAUUAGAUGAUCUCGAUGCAGCACUAGACCUUGUCCAGCAAGCUCUCAACCUCUUCCCUGCCUCGGCUAAACUUUGGAUGAUGAAGGGUCAAAUUUACGAAGACCUAGGUAAGCCGCUUCAGGCUCGCGAAGCAUACAGCACAGGAGUGAAGGCAGUACCGAAAUCCGUACCUCUCUGGCUCCUCUACAGCCGUCUAGAAGAAAAACUAGGCCAACUUCCCAAAGCCCGGUCAGUUCUCGAUCGUGCGCGCCUCGCCGUGCCCAAGUCAGCCGAGCUAUGGUGCGAAUCUGUGCGGGUGGAGAGGCGGGCGCAAAAUACGAAGCAGGCCGAAUCGCUUAUGGAACGGGCACUCCGCGACGUACCGAAGCCGGAACAGGGCGUACUAUGGACCGAAAAGAUAUGGCACCUGACGACACGGCCACAACGCAAGCCCCGCGCUCUCGAAGCUAUCAAGGAGGUGGACAACGACCCGGCACUCUUGACAGCCGUCGGACGCAUCUUCUGGGGCGAGCGCAGACUCGAAAAGGCACAGAACUGGUUCGAGAAGGCGCUGGUCAGAGAUCCGGACCUAGGCGAUAGUUGGGCUUGGUACUAUAAGUUCCUGUUGGAGCACGGGACGGACGAGAAGAGAGAGGAGGUUAUAAGUAAGUGCGUUGGCGUCGAACCGAGGCACGGCGAGGUCUGGCAGGCUAUUGCGAAGGACCCCAGGAAUGCGAGGAGGGGGGUCGAGGAGGUUUUGAAGCUUGUGGCUGCUGAGCUGCAUUAGGGGGUGUUCUGGAAGGAAGAGUGAGUAGGAAAGUUAGUAGCUAGAGGAAAUAUAAC
This is a messenger RNA of Annulohypoxylon maeteangense, 2984 nucleotides long. RefSeq names its product pre-mRNA splicing factor. Bases 142 to 2928 code for a protein of 928 amino acids. The transcript is spliced from 2 exons. NCBI's taxonomy places the organism in Eukaryota, Fungi, Ascomycota, Sordariomycetes, Xylariales, Hypoxylaceae. Gene Ontology annotation, cellular component: catalytic step 2 spliceosome; U4/U6 x U5 tri-snRNP complex. The record is from RefSeq and is a predicted model, not a curated record. Gene Ontology annotation, molecular function: protein binding. Gene Ontology annotation, biological process: spliceosomal tri-snRNP complex assembly; mRNA splicing, via spliceosome.